Miscanthus lutarioriparius is the source of this 3396-nucleotide messenger RNA. Lineage: Eukaryota; Viridiplantae; Streptophyta; Magnoliopsida; Poales; Poaceae. The record is from the annotation of a GenBank genome assembly.
AUGUCUUCCUCGAGGCCUGCCCACUCUUCCAAUUCAUCCAGCAGGACUCGCCAGAGCUCCCGGGCAAGGAUAUUAGCACAAACAACCCUUGAUGCUGAACUCAAUGCAGAGUAUGAAGAAUCUGGUGAUUCCUUUGAUUACUCCAAGUUGGUUGAAGCACAGAGGAGCACUCCACCUGAGCAGCAAGGGCGAUCGGGAAAGGUCAUAGCCUACUUGCAGCAUAUUCAAAGAGGAAAGCUCAUCCAACCAUUUGGUUGCUUAUUGGCCCUUGACGAGAAGAGCUUCAGGGUCAUUGCAUUCAGUGAGAAUGCACCUGAAAUGCUCACAACGGUCAGCCAUGCUGUGCCGAACGUUGAUGAUCCCCCAAAGCUAGGAAUUGGUACAAAUGUGCGCUCCCUUUUCACUGACCCUGGUGCUACAGCACUGCAGAAGGCACUAGGAUUUGCUGAUGUUUCUUUGCUGAAUCCUAUCCUAGUUCAAUGCAAGACCUCAGGCAAGCCAUUCUAUGCCAUUGUUCAUAGGGCAACUGGUUGUCUGGUGGUAGAUUUUGAGCCUGUGAAGCCUACAGAAUUUCCUGCCACUGCUGCUGGGGCUUUGCAGUCUUACAAGCUUGCUGCCAAGGCAAUCUCCAAGAUCCAGUCACUACCAGGUGGAAGCAUGGAGGCCUUGUGCAAUACCGUGGUUAAGGAAGUCUUUGACCUUACAGGUUAUGACAGGGUUAUGGCUUACAAGUUCCAUGGAGAUGAGCAUGGGGAGGUCUUUGCUGAGAUCACCAAACCUGGUAUUGAGCCCUAUCUAGGCCUGCACUAUCCAGCCACUGAUAUCCCUCAAGCUGCCAGGUUUCUCUUCAUGAAGAACAAAGUCAGAAUGAUCUGUGAUUGCCGUGCAAGAUCCGUGAAGAUUAUUGAAGAUGAGGCACUCUCCAUUGAUAUUAGCUUGUGUGGUUCAACUCUUAGAGCACCACAUAGCUGUCACCUUCAGUAUAUGGAGAACAUGAACUCGAUUGCAUCCCUUGUCAUGGCUGUUGUGGUUAAUGAAAAUGAAGAGGAUGAUGAACCUGAGCCUGAACAACCAGCACAACAGCAGCAGAAGAAGAAACUGUGGGGUCUCAUUGUUUGCCACCAUGAGAGCCCCAGAUAUGUCCCGUUUCCACUGCGGUAUGCCUGUGAAUUCUUGGCCCAAGUGUUUGCUGUCCAUGUAAACAAGGAAUUUGAAUUGGAGAAGCAGAUACGAGAGAAAAGCAUUCUGCGAAUGCAAACAAUGCUCUCUGACAUGCUAUUCAAGGAAGCAUCUCCCUUGAGUAUCGUAUCUGGGAGUCCAAAUAUCAUGGACCUAGUUAAGUGUGAUGGUGCUGCUCUUUUGUAUGGGGACAAAGUCUGGCGGCUUCAAACGGCUCCAACUGAGUCUCAGAUAUGUAAUAUUGCCUUCUGGCUUUCAGAAGUUCAUGGGGAUUCCACUGGCUUGAGUACUGAUAGCCUCCAGGAUGCUGGAUAUCCAGGAGCUGCUUCCCUUGGUGACAUGAUUUGUGGAAUGGCAGUGGCUAAGAUCACGUCCAAGGACAUUCUUUUCUGGUUCAGGUCUCAUACAGCUGCUGAAAUCAAAUGGGGAGGUGCAAAGCAUGAUCCAUCUGAUAAGGAUGACAACAGAAGGAUGCACCCUAGGUUGUCCUUUAAGGCUUUCCUUGAUGUUGUCAAGAUGAAGAGUUUGCCAUGGAGCGACUACGAAAUGGAUGCUAUUCACUCAUUGCAACUUAUUCUUAGAGGUACACUGAAUGGUGCCUUGAAGCCGGCCCAGGCAUCUGGUUUAGAUAACCAGAUUGGUGAUCUCAAACUUGAUGGGCUUGCUGAAUUGCAAGCAGUGACAAGUGAAAUGGUUCGCCUCAUGGAAACAGCAACUGUUCCGAUCUUGGCAGUAGAUGGCAAUGGAUUGGUCAAUGGAUGGAAUCAAAAGGUAGCAGAAUUGUCAGGGUUGAGAGUUGAUGAAGCUAUAGGAAGACACAUACUUACACUUGUGGAGGAUUCUUCUGUAUCAAUUGUUCAGAGGAUGCUAUAUUUAGCUCUACAGGGCAGAGAAGAGAAGGAAGUUCGAUUUGAGUUGAAAACACAUGGCUCCAAGAGGGAUGAUGGCCCUGUUAUCUUGGUUGUAAAUGCUUGUGCCAGUCGUGACCUUCAUGACCAUGUUGUUGGGGUGUGCUUUGUAGCCCAGGAUAUGACUGUUCAUAAGUUGGUCAUGGACAAAUUUACUCGGGUUGAGGGGGACUACAAGGCAAUCAUUCACAACCCGAACCCGCUCAUUCCUCCUAUAUUUGGUGCUGACCAAUUUGGAUGGUGCUCUGAGUGGAAUGCAGCCAUGACCAAGCUUACUGGGUGGCACAGAGAUGAAGUGAUCGAUAAGAUGCUCCUUGGUGAGGUUUUUGACAGUAGCAAUGCUUCCUGCCUUUUGAAGAGCAAAGAUGCUUUUGUACGUCUUUGCAUUAUCAUCAACAGUGCAUUAGCCGGUGAAGAGGCAGAAAAGGCUCCAUUCGGUUUCUUUGACCGCAAUGGGAAAUAUAUUGAAUGCCUUCUGUCAGUGAACAGAAAAGUAAAUGCAGAUGGUGUUGUCACUGGAGUGUUCUGUUUCAUUCAUGUUCCUAGUGAUGACCUGCAGCAUGCGCUACAUGUGCAGCAAGCCUCUGAGCAGACAGCACAAAGAAGGUUGAAGGCUUUCUCGUACAUGCGACAUGCCAUCAACAAACCUCUCUCAGGUAUGCUUUAUUCUAGGGAAACACUCAAGAGCACAGGUCUGAAUGAAGAGCAGAUGAGGCAGGUCUGUGUCGCAGAUAGUUGUCAUCGCCAACUAAACAAGAUACUUGCCGACUUAGAUCAAGAUAACAUUACUGACAAGUCAAGUUGCUUGGAUUUGGAUAUGGCUGAAUUUGUGUUGCAAGAUGUGGUGGUGUCUGCUGUAAGUCAAGUACUGAUAGGUUGCCAGGGUAAAGGUAUCAGAGUCGCUUGCAACCUACCAGAGAGAUUCAUGAAGCAAAAAGUUUACGGGGAUGGUAUCCGACUCCAGCAGAUUCUCUCCGACUUCUUAUUUGUUUCGGUGAAGUUCUCUCCUGUUGGUGGCUCUGUUGAUAUCUCUUCCAAACUGACUAAGAACAGCAUUGGGGAAAACCUUCAUCUCAUAGACUUCGAACUUAGGAUCAAGCACCAAGGAGCAGGAGUCCCAGCAGAAAUAUUGUCACAAAUGUAUGAGGAGGACAAUAAAGAGCAGUCAGAGGAGGGCUUGAGCCUUCUUGUUUCUAGAAACCUUCUGAGGCUCAUGAAUGGUGACAUUCGUCACCUCAGGGAAGCUGGCAUGUCAACCUUCAUCCUCACUGCUGAACUUGCUGCUUCUCCUUCAGCAGUUGGACAAUGA